GCUUUCGGACUCGGAGUGCGUGUCGCGUUCGUGUGUGUGUGUGCGGAAAGAUUGUACAGUUAUCGGUAUCCCUGCGUUUAUGGGGAAGAAGUGGCAAGGGGAAGAGAGAAAGACCGAGAAUGCCAAUCGCAACCUCCCUGGACGUGCUCCAAUAUUCCAGGUUUCGGACUCGAGGGACGACAUUUGAAGUGUCCGUCUCUCGGAGAUUCCUAUAAGGAUUAUACGGUAGUAUUGUAAUACACAGUACGAUUCACGCGUCGUGUGGGAGUAUCGUGUAAAAUGUCAUCGUACGUCGAUAUAGUGCCGUGUAAAAUUUUUCGUAUCGGGAGUGUCGCGUGAAGUAUCGGGUGAUCGUAAUUAUUCAUAUUUUCGCGAGUGUCGUGAGUGCUACGAAUGACCAAGAGAGGAGGAGGAGGUCCAGGGAGGCAGCGGGACAACUUUUAUAGAUCAAUGUGCUGCGUAUCACAACUCCGCUAUUGUUGCACGUAUCGGCACGAUUGCGGCGGAAGAAAGCGUCUCGUGAAAAGAUGAUCGACAGCUGAUACCGGCAAGGAGGAAACAGGAGAGUGAGAAACAUCGAACGGAACGAACCAAAAAGUCGCGAAGAAUAAGAUUAGCGAGCGGGGCACUUCGGGCACCCGCUGUUCGGCCGGCCCUGGCUCGGCUCACCGAGCGGCGGCGGAGAAGAUUGCCGGAGAUUGCCGAGCGCGUCCCGUCACGCGGCAGUUGAGUCCGAAUGCAGCCGCGCAUGGCAGUGCGUGGUGGAGCGCGGUUCGCAACGGAUCGACGACGGUAGAGUAACCGCAUCGCGGCCGUAGAACACACACACACACCGACAACAAGAGGGAGGUGAAGAGCGAGAGUAGGACAGAGAGAAACGGACGGAGAUAGAUAGAUAGAUAGAUAGAGAGAGAGAGAGCGAACGAGAUCACACCGAUUGUGAGUCUGCCGAGGAACCAUAUAGCUCCGCAACCGCCUCGAAAAUAGAACGACGUAUGCGUGUGUGUGUGCGCGCGUGCGUGUGUAUGUGUGUGUAUCUGUGUAUAUAACCCCCUCGCUAGACACGAAACGUUGACGACACGCGUGUGAACGAAAAAAAAAAAAAAAGAAAAGAAAGAAAGAAACAUGUACACGACGGGAAUACGGGAUUGCACGGCAGUAGACUGGCGGAAAGUGUAAUAGAGGAAGUGGUGGUGCACAUCGGUGGCGAUAGAAGUCUGCAUUAGCGGCGAGGACGGCGACGACGGCGACGACGACGAUACAGACGUGGUGGUGUUCCGAUAGUGUUAGUAAACGGUGACAGUACGGAGGCGCUCCGAUGAUCGUGCUUCGGUGUUGGUCCGCGCAGUAGAGAAGAGGAUAGAAGAGGAGAGAGAGAAAGAGAGAGAGAGUGAGAAGAGGAGCGCCCCCUCGUGCGGUGGUGUUGGUGCGACACGCACUUGGUUCGGCGGGGCCGCGUCUCGUCGCCGUCGUCGCCGGUCUCGCUCCGUCCUCCUGCCGUCAUCGGAGCGGCGCGGUCGUUGUCUCGCUCGGCGGCAGGCAGCGGCGGCUUCCGCUCCCUCCCGUCGUCCUCCCCGAAACGUCAUCGUCGUCGCCGUCAUCGGUCGCUCUCGCCGGAGGCCACCGCACCGAAGGCGUCGAGCCAGGCAGGCAAGCCGCUACGCAAGAUGGCUGUGUGUCGCUGACGAGGGGCCGACAAACCGGACAGGGGUACGGACAGCCCGUGGAUAGAAGCGGAACAUGCGGCUACGCGAUCGUCGGGCCCGUCCCUGAAGAGAGAGACACUGGCCAAGAAGCGAGAGGUUAAAUUUAUUGAAAAAUUUAGUGAAAAACCCAAGGAAAAAGCGGCGACUUCAAUUUACGUAACGAAAUACGUGACGAUAUCUGAUGACAGUUUUUUUUUGGAGAUUCACUGACUCAAACUGACGUGGACGCAGAACAAGAAGAAGAUUUUAAAUUAUUCAUUGGCCCUUACAUUUUGUGCUCUCUGAUAUUUUUUUGUCACCAUGGAGUCUAACGAUGAAGUUAUUAUUAUUAAUGAUGAUGAUGACAAUGAGGUUAUCAUUAUUGGCACCAACGAAGAUGUGAUACUUUUAGAAAACCCUAAAAAAGGAAUGUAUGACAUGUUCAUCCAAACACAGCAGACGAGUAGCGUCAACGGCAGCAGCAGCAGCAGCAGCAGCAGCAGCAGUAACAACACCGUUCACCAUCACAGCAAGAAGCGCAAGUUGGAUUACAACGUGAGCCAGCCGGUGAUCCAGCACGCAUUGGUCCAAUCGACCAGCGACUACCAAUUGGACAAUACCGGUCUGCAACAACGAUACUCCGUGAACGGUGCUAAUACCGCAUUUAGCUCGCUGCACAACAAUAAUGCGCUGCAGAAGAGUAGUCCGAACCAGCAGACCCUGGUACGAGCCUCGACGAUCAAGCUCUUAGAUACGUACCAACGCUGUGGCCAGAAGAGAAAGACUUGGUCGAGGGAGGGUAAUGGUGACGGCCUGGCAGUCCACUCCGCCAACGCGACGAAUGCGGUGGGUAGUACUGUAGUGUCGCAGCACCAUACCCAACAGCAACAACAGCAGCUGCAGCAACAACAGCAGCAGCAACAGCACAACAAGCAGACGAGCAUGACGGCGCAUAGCAAGCAAGUGGCCAACGCGGCCAACGGGAACGGCGGUGGCAGCAAUCCCCAGGGCGAUGGGGAUUAUCAUUUGGUGCAGCAUGAAGUCCUCUACUCCAUGACUAACCAGUAUGAGGUCCUCGAGUUUCUCGGCAGGGGUACUUUCGGACAGGUUGUAAAAUGUUGGAAAAAAGGAACGAACGAAAUAGUAGCCAUCAAAAUUCUAAAGAACCAUCCAUCGUACGCGCGCCAGGGUCAGAUUGAGGUCUCCAUCCUGUCUCGACUUAGUCAGGAAAAUGCGGAUGAGUUCAAUUUCGUGCGCGCCUACGAGUGCUUCCAACACAAAUCACAUACCUGCUUGGUAUUUGAAAUGUUGGAGCAGAAUCUCUACGAUUUCUUGAAGCAGAAUAAAUUCUCACCUCUACCUCUCAAAUACAUCAGGCCCAUUCUCCAACAAGUAUUGACCGCGUUGUUAAAAUUAAAGCAAUUAGGAUUGAUUCAUGCUGAUUUGAAACCGGAGAACAUUAUGCUAGUGGAUCCAAUGCGUCAACCGUAUCGAGUAAAGGUCAUCGAUUUCGGAUCAGCCUCGCAUGUGUCGAAAGCAGUCUGUAACACCUAUCUACAGUCGCGAUAUUACCGCGCACCCGAGAUCAUACUGGGACUUCCGUAUUGUGAAGCGAUAGAUAUGUGGUCGCUCGGCUGUGUCGUCGCAGAGCUGUUUUUGGGAUGGCCUUUAUACCCGGGCAGUUCCGAGUAUGAUCAAAUUCGAUAUAUAAGUCAAACGCAGGGCCUACCGACAGAACAUAUGUUGAACAACGCUAGCAAGACAACAAAAUUCUUUUACCGAGACAUGGACAGCACAUAUCCAUUUUGGCGGUUAAAGACACCGGAAGAACACGAAGCGGAGACUGGUAUCAAAUCCAAGGAAGCGAGGAAAUAUAUUUUUAACUGCCUUGACGAUAUCGGUCAGGUUAACGUACCGACUGAUUUAGAUGGCGGUCAACUCUUGCCAGAGAAAGCAGAUAGGAGAGAGUUCAUUGACCUCUUGAAGAGGAUGCUUACAAUGGACCAGGAGCGCCGUAUAACACCCGGCGAGGCACUGAACCACGCAUUUGUCACUCUGGCACACUUAGUCGAUUACGCGCACUGUAACAACGUCAAAGCUUCCGUCCAGAUGAUGGAGGUUUGUAGGCGCGCGGGAGACUUUACCGCGAGUCCUGCGCAUCAUCAGGCUCCGCCGGCGCCUCAACCACCUCCACCAACGUCUUUAGUAGCCAAUUUUGUACCUACUACGAAUGGCAGUGCGGUGACUCUCACCUUCAACAACCAAUUGACCAAUCAAGUGCAGCGAUUAGUCAGAGAGCACCGCACCGCGCAAACAGGAUACGACAAUCUGUACCAAAUAUAUAACAGCAGUCGACGGGCAACGCAGUACAGCGGGUCAUCUAGCGGAUCCAAUAGCGGACGAAGUGGCGUGCACGACUUUGCGCAUCAGCUGGUGCCUAGUAUAUUGUGUCCACCGCCCGGUUACCAGACGAUGCCAAGUCCUGCAAAGCACGUAGUUGUUGCUCAGCCACCGCAACCGCAACAGGCCCCUUUGCAAAUUCAACCGUCGAUUAUAUCGCAGCAAGCCGUGGCCGCAGCAGCUGCAGCUGCUCAACAACAAUACGCUGCGGUUCCCGUGUCUAUGGUCGAAACUGGUCGGCAAAUGUUGCUCACCAAUGCUGUGCAGACAUCUUGGCCUGGUGGAAGUCGUCAGAUGGCCGCUAUCGUACCGUCGUGGCAGCAACUGCCGCCACAGCAUGCAGCCAUACAACAACCACUGCUCAGCGAUGCCGGUGAUUGGGGAAGGCCUCUUAUCGUCGAUAGUUCUGCUAUUCUACAGGUAGCACCUGUCGAUAAACUGUUUGAUCAGCGGCCGGUAUUUCCUGUCACGGAGGUUUACAAUGCUAGUGCACUCGUCGAGCAUCCUUCACAGAGCUGGGGCAAGCGUACCGUCACCAAACAUCAUCAACAUCACGUUACGGUACCACAGCAGACUCAGCAUAGACACGAACAUAAGAAAGAGACGCAACAGUUGAGUCCUGUGAAGAAGAGAGUCAAAGAGAGUACACCACCCAGUAGUAUGCGACGACACUCGCCGACGUCGAGCAGUCAUUGGCAGGAACAGGCGGUGCAAUCCCAUCAUCAUAGUAGCAAGCACAGCAGUAGUCACAAUGUGGAACAUCAACCAAUCGCAUCCGUGCGACAGCAGACCAUCACAAUUGAUGAUACGCCUUCUCCAGCCGUUUCCGUUAUCACGAUUAGUGAUAGUGAAGAUGAGGCGCCUGGAAAAUGCUGCGGAGACCGUCAGUGCAGCGCCUGUCAAAGUUUGGCAACUCGCCUGUCGGGCGACGGACGUCCUGUCCGUGAAGAAGUCAUACGAAGCACUCAGUCGACGCCGCGCGUUGUGCAAAUGCAGCAGUCAACGCACACGAACAGUCAGCAACACUCGAACGGCCACGUUUCGCAUAGCAGCAGCUCGUCGUCACAUCGAGCGCAACGCAAGAACGUCAUCAGCUGUGUCACCGUCGGCGACAGCGACGGCGAAGCUAGUCCAAGCCGUACGCACGCUCAUUUAUAUCAGCAUCUGCCACAACAUCCGCAGCAUCAACAGACCACACAGUUGAUCAAGCACGAGCCGCAACAGCAACAUCACGUUAGCAGCAGUAGUUCAGGAUACUCUUCUCAGUCACAAAAGAAGCGGCUGUUGGCAAAGGUGCAGUCUGAGUGCAAUAUGGUGAACGUUGCAACUAAACCGGAACCCGGUGUCGAGUAUCUUGCUCCUCAUCCGUGUCACGCGCCAGCUUGCAAAGAGCCACCGACCUAUCAGGAUGACGUCUAUGACAUGCAUGACCACUUCUUGCAGUAUGUGACCACGAGCAGCGCGCAUCCUCAUCUUCAAGAGCAGCAUAUCGUGUAUACGACCGGCACGGAUAAACGAGUAUCCUGGCCUGGAAAACGGGCUGAAUACAAGCACGAAUACGUUCAACCACCGGCGGCACACUCUCGAGACCAUCAAAAGUGGGUGGUGGCCAAUCCUGUGCAUCAAUAUAGGCAAAGCCAGGUAGUAGGUACGGCGGCCCAUCCGAGUCAUACCCACAGUCAUCAUGGGCAUCCGACUCAUCUGAGCCCAGGCGGCAGUGGUGGCGGCAGAAGUCCCGCUGGCGGGCCCGUGAUAGGAAGUGCCCAGCAUUUGGGGCAACCUCUCUAUCAGGAAUACGCUCACGUGCGCUCGAGAGCGGUGCCACCUCCCGUAUACGUUACCGCUGCGCCUUCGCAGGCUGCUACCGCUAUUCAGCAGCAACAAGUGCCCACCUAUCAGGGAUUCACACCCGGCUCGUCUCCAUUAACGUUGUAUGAUUCUAGUCGAGCGUUGCCACCGCCAGCUCAUCACAGCUCGGCCAGACCGUUACUGGCAAGUCACGCAGCACAUCCGUUGCCUGCGCAUAUGCAGCCUACAGCUGUUUACGGAUUGGCUCCGUUAUCACCAGCCAAACACCAAUAUCAAGCUCCCAGUUUAUGGUUCACCGAAUAAAUUAUUCGAAUAUAUCCAUGUCGUGAAUAAAGAGUACGUCGAAAUGUACGAAAGCGAAAUGUAAUAAGUAAUCGCACGAAUGUUUCUGGGAACUUACGAGCCGCUUGUACCAAUCAGCGUGAACGCGUAAUCGAUUAAUGCAUAAAUUGUAACAGAAAGAGAGAGAGAGAGAGAGAAAAAGAAAGAAAAAAAGCGUGCACAUUUUUCACAUUUUUUGUGCACUUGGCCAGUAAAAACGGAGCGGGGUGGGAGCGUCCGAACUGUUGCAAUUUACGAAUACGAAUAUCGAUAUUGUGCAUACACUUAUUGUACUUGGAAUUUACGAUUGAGCAAGUUUUUGCCGAACGAAAAAGCAGUAGAGAGCAGUAGAGAUGUGUUUAAAGAUAAAAAUUUUUGACAAUCCGUCCUAUAUAUAUAUAUAUAUAUGUAUAAGCAGCGACCACUCCCUUUCGACUCCCCGCUCUCUCAUAGAAAACGAAACGCUAGAUCAGUGUAAUUAGAUCUCUUUGUAUAUGUUUGUUACGCCUCUUAUGUGUUAGAAAUAAUCCUAUCGCGACAAAUUCAUAAGAAGAUCGUAAAUGGAACAGGAUUAUCCUACUUUGACACGCGAUUAUACAUAAACAUAAACAGAAAUCUCAUUACAACUUUUCUUUCUUUUUUGUUCAAUUCGAAGAGAUAUAUAUAUAUAUACAUAUAUAUAUAUAUCUCGGCGUAUGCGGCAUGCUGUAUCAAAGUUUCGUAAGUUUCCAGAGAUUUACCGAAGUUUUAUUACGAGAAGUAAGGUUUAUAAGGACAUUGCGUGUACAGACCAAAAUUUUCUAUCGAGAUGUCCGGAUCUAUUUAACGUUCACAUGCCCACAGUUUCCCCCCUCUAUUGUAAAUAUACAUAUAUAUAAAUAUAUAUACAUAUAUAUAAAACUAGCACGUAACAUUAAAUAGAUCGGGAGCAUCGAUAUUGAGACGAUAGAAAUAUUUGUACGUGAAAUUCAGCGUCAUGCCGAAUUUCACGUGCGCGUGAAAACUGUGAAACAAAAAUAUUGUUCAUAUAUACGAUUUAUAUUUGCGAUUUAAUUUAAAAUACGAAUGAGAGUCUGCAUUUCUUUACGAUAUGUCGAGGAAACAUAUCGCGCGCGCGAGUAUCUUAUUUUUAAUGCUCUUUAACAGAAUCAUUUUUAGCGAACUUUAUAUAUCUGUAUAUAUAUAUAUAUUUUUUUUGUCUCGAUCGUUGCCACUAGCGAUCGCAAUUUCGUUCUUGUUCGUGGGAUGUUUGAUUGUAUUAAGAAAAUAUUUCGCUACGGGAUAUAGUGUGCUGUAGUCUUUUAUGAUAUUUUAUUCAUAACGGGUACUCAAAACUAACGAGGUAACCAUAUUAUUCUUCGUAGUUUGCAGCGUGUUACUCACAAGUAUACGUUAAUACACACAUACACCCAUAUAUUAUUUAGUUGUACUAUAUAUUCGGAAUUUCAGAUAGAUAUAGAUAUUCAAGUAUAUAGAGAAUUAUUCGGGUUGUCGUAAGUGUAGGAAUAUUCGUCAAAAAAAAAUAAUAUUACACGCAAGAAAUUUAGAUUCAAGUCACGAAUUUAUUAAGAUGAUUACGCGACAUCCGAAUUGACGAAAGCUUUGACGUGCCUUUUUUGGAACAGUCCUAUAAUAUUAUUUAUUUUAUUAUUACGUUAUUAUUUUCAAUCGUUUAUUUUCAUCGUCAAACGUCAUCUUUAUCGCUCUAUAGUGUUUCAUUAUCAUACCCAUCAUCAUUGCUACUAAUCGUCAUUGUUCUCAUGCCUAAUAUUUUGUUCUAAAUUGUAUAAAUAGCGUGUUAUGGGCAAUCUGCCUUAAGUUUAUGGUCUAAAACACGAAAUAGUGACCAUAGUUUUGAAAGAAUUAUGAAUUGUAUAUAGGUUUAAUGACUUCUCUCGCUAAUAUUUCUUUCUCUAGCAAUCCUUUGCAUUUUGGCUGAGGCUGUAUUGUAAAAAGAAUGUAACAAGUACAUUGCACAAAUCACACAGCGAUGAAAAAGAAAGAUAUUGGAGAAAGCGAUAGCUUCUAUUUCCACAGUAGAGUCGAGAGAUUUUUUCGAAUAUCGAGAGGGAAAGAAAAAGGCAAAAACGCAUCCUAUAUGAAAGAAAUGCCAAACAGCAAUAAAGUAUAAUAACGGAUCUUAUAUUAAAGAAUUUCUCACGGAUAUCACAAAUCGUAUAUUGCAUACAUUUCCGCAUACAUAGAUUUUCUUUUUUCUAUUAUUGUAAUGAUGUUUAGAAAGAGAGUGAGAGAGAUAAAGAGAAAAUGAGAGAGAGAGAGAGAGGUUUUUAGAAGUAGAGUUUUCAUGAAACUAGUUUUCACAAUUCCGUUCUUCUCAUCGAAUCACGUUCUUCCUCGUUGCAUUUUCUACGUCAGUAUCUAAACUAAAGUCAGCAUCUUGCAUUAAUGAUUUUUAUUUUACUUGUAGAAAAUAGAAUAUCAUCGUUCUCUCAGGCAGUAUCGUCGACGCGAUACGCGAUCUUGUUUAGGUAUCGCGUCAUUUUACGCAACUGCUAAAAUACAUGUAUUUCGUGAUUUUAUGGAAUAACGCUUAAGCAUUGUUUUGCUCUAAUUCUCUAUCGAUAAAUAAAUGUAUAAAGUGGUGUAAUAUUCAGCAUAUAUGGGAUUAAUUGCGGUAUGUUGUUUAGAGUGAUUCACGUCCAGAGUUUAAUUAGAGAUAUUUUACACGUAGAGAGAAAAAGAGAAUGUAUGUAUGUGUGUGUAUGUAUGUAUGAAAGAGAGAAAAGAAAAGGAAGGAAAAAAUUACAGAGUAUAAUAGAUAAAUGAAUAUAUAUAAGUGUAGUGUAGGGUGUAACGAAGUUUUAAACACAUGUUACCGGUAUCAUGAGAAGAGAAACCCUUUUACGCGAUACAAUAAGUAAGCGACAAACAAUAUAUACAGCUGCAAUUUAACUAUAUAUAUAUGUGUAUAUAUAUAUAUAUAUAUAUAUAUAUAUAUAUACUAUAUUUAACUUAUAGAGCAGGGCCGUUUCGGCUAUCGGGUCCAUGAUAGCCUCGCAAAUCUCUCGAGUGCCUUUAUAUCGAGAGGCAUCAUAUAUGAAUCGAUGUAAAUCUGUAAACGACUCGUCGGACUCGUUUUGGUUAAAAGAGCGACGUCUAUAGACCUCUUCUUUUUCAUUUCUCUUCUUUUGCACCUCCUUAUUUCUACAGUUACAACGCAGUUUGUCCCUCCCUUGUCUUAAGGUCUUAUAAGCGAUUUGCCCGAUAUCCCCUUUUUCGUAUACGCAUCGAUACGUUUACAUUGUACGAAAAAAAAAAAAGAAAUAUUUAAUCAACUCGAUGUGCCUGUUUAACGAAUAAUCGUAUUUACACUGGGUAAUUAAUUAACUGUAAUGGGAAAAGAGAAAGGGAUAUAAGAGUAGAAUUGGGAAGUCGUUUUUUCUUUUUCUUCGAUAUAGACUGAACGCGCUAGCGCGUUACAAUCAUCGUGUAAAGCUACGUUACGUGAGUUGACAUCCAAUUCUUGGGUUUCGACGUAACCGAGUCUGUUCACGCCUACAAUAUUGUAUAUGUAUAUACAUACAUACAUACAUACAUACAUACAUGCUUCCACAUAUAACAGUAUAGAGAGAGAUACUCGCGUCGCAUUAAUUAAAAAAAAAAAACUACCAUAUACCCUUCUCCAUGUGAGAGUCGUGAGAGAAAAAAAGAGUCAUAUCCUUAGGUUUCAUCCCCUAUACACAUAUAUGUGCGUGAGUUGUAAUAAUAGUCAUAGCACGCGUAGAGUGAUAAGUUUUUUUCUCAUUUCACAUCUUCUUUUUCGUAUAUACUUUGUAUACGAAAUCAUUAGAUCGACAGACUUUUUCAGUCACGUUUCUCUCAUUCCACUUCACGAGCAAGUCUUGACUGACGAUUAUAGGAUUUCGAUUAUCGGGAUUAUAAGAGAUGAACAUGGAUGAAACGUUGCAAUUAUUAUUAUAGAUCUCGCUAAAGUGUUAUUUUUUUCAGGAAGGGGAGGGAUUUUAUUGAACAAAAGGGUAGAGAGUAGAAAUCUUUAGGGGUGACAUAUCGACAUUUUAAUGGGUACAAAAAAAUACACGCGGACCACUAUAAUAGGUCGAUUUGAGUUUUUUCGUUGUUGCAUUUCGGAUAUGGUCUGUAUAAUUUUUCCGGUCGUCGGUCAAAGCAUGCUUACAUUCAUUUCAGAGCAUUACAUGUUGCUAAUUAAAAACAGACAUACACACAAACACAGACACACGCAUAACUACACGUAAUAAGCUAUCUAAAUAAAAAGAAGUAGAGACGCUAUAAAACGCUGUGUGAAAAAUUAAGUAAAAGAUACCGUAAUUGUAUCAAUGGUUCUAGUUGUGAUAUUUUAUUAUAAUGCUGAUAUAUUAUAUGUAUAUAUUUGUGCGCAAUUAACUUUGAGCGGGUUUCCUCGCGUGCCCGACGUAUAUAUCGCGAGAUAUAAAGCAUAGUAGAGAAGUUGUAUCUUAAUCUUAACAUAUUAAUUAUGCGGAAGAAGGGGAGGGAGGAGAUUAUACGUUGUUGCGGUAAAUAAUCCAUGAUGGUCGUUAUAUGUUAUUUGGUGAUUUUGCGAACAAUUUUUUAAAUUUCCAAUUCUAAAUCAUAUCGUACAGAUUUUCACGAUCUUUUUUCUUUCAUCUUAUCGGAGUAUCAUUCAAAAUGUAUCAAAAUUUAAUAUUGUGAUUUUUGAAAUUAAUUCGUUAUUUGUUACAAGUGUAAAAUUGCUAAAUUUCUUAAAUUGGAGAUAUAAAUCUGAUUUAUGUAUAACUAGAUCUUUGAACAAAAAAAAACUGAAAAGUAAUAUAAUUAUUUAAACAUUUACAUAAUUGCGCGCAACUGUAACAGUUACUCCUUUUGUUUGGAUAAAGUAUGAUAAUAACAUUAAGAUAUAAGUAUCUAGUUCUUUUGAUCGUUUUUGAAUAUGUACAUACGUUUCUUAUUAUAUCCGAGGGUUGGGGGGUGUGAUAUAUUAGUCUUAGGUGUAGUGCCUAAAGUGAUGAGAUUGUGUGUCUGAUAAUAAGAUUUAUUUAGCAUGGAAUCUUCGAAGUUAGUCCUGCAUCGGUUCAGGAAGAAUUCACUGGAUCGCGAAUGAUUGCCAGGAAACAAGUGUUAUUUAUAUUAAAAUUAUUCAAUUAAACAAAUUGAUGGUUUUAAUAUUAAUAAACCUUUGUCGGGACGAGAAAAAGAUAGGGAUGAAAAAGCGCGACUAAUAUUUCUUAUGCAUUGGGGCUGCAGAUUAUUUAUUAAAGUCACUGCAAAAUCGGGAAACGCUUAGAUGUGCUUAGCGUGGGAAGAAUAUUUGUGGUCAAAUGUAAAGAAAACAAGAAAAAAAGAAAAUAGGAUAAGGGGGAAGGCUUACAAUUUUUCAUUGUUAGGACUGUAAUAUUCAUCGCGUUGUACGGGAUAGUUUGUAUAAAAUUAUGUUAUCACUGUAAACAAAAAGUAACACUGACUCUCUCUCACGAGAGAGAGAGAAAGAGAAAGAGAGGUAGAUAUGUAGCUAUAUAUAUAUAAUAUAUAGGAAAGAAUAACAUAUUUUUGGAGUUAAUAGAGGAUUGAUAUUGUA
This is a messenger RNA of Nylanderia fulva, 11769 nucleotides long. The record is from RefSeq and is a predicted model, not a curated record. NCBI's taxonomy places the organism in Eukaryota, Metazoa, Arthropoda, Insecta, Hymenoptera, Formicidae.